This is a messenger RNA of Entelurus aequoreus (snake pipefish), 3232 nucleotides long. It is a transcript of the gene ccdc172, whose product is annotated as coiled-coil domain containing 172. Bases 1055 to 1843 code for a protein of 262 amino acids. The transcript is spliced from 9 exons. Lineage: Eukaryota; Metazoa; Chordata; Actinopteri; Syngnathiformes; Syngnathidae. The record is from RefSeq and is a predicted model, not a curated record. Gene Ontology annotation, cellular component: cytoplasm.
ACGGCACAUCUGCGAGCAGACGGGAUCGUGAUCAACACGAGCGGGGAACACAUCCACGCAACUUUUAGUCGCGGGGGAAAAGUUCUUUCCCGCUCUUGAAUUGGACUCGGCAGAGACUACAAACCUAGGAGAAGAAGUCCGGCCAGCAGCAGCAUCAUCACCGCCGUCCUCAUCAACGUCGUCGUCCUCUGCCGACGCACGGCGAGCAUGUCGCGGGAAAAGACGUCCGGCGCUCAGGAGAAGUUCCCAGCCAGUGCGGGGAGUUCCAUGGAGGGGAGAGAAAGACGGGGCGAGGUUGUGUUUCCUGGCAGGAGAACAAGUGCGAGGCGAUCGCGUCGUCCGGCGGGAUGUUGGCGUGUGAGCGCGCUUACGCACGCACGGCCAAGUGGCGCAUUGAGCGGGAGGAGCGAUCACUGGCGCGCGUUGACGCGACUCGCCAUCGCCAACUCAUACGUGAUAAGUAACUAUUCUGCAAUAUUCAUCAAGUCUUUCAAACAUUAGUCCCUUCAUAAAGAUGGCUUUUAUAAGUUUACAUAUCGCGGGAAAUGUGUUUUUUUUAAUCACUGGACAACUGCUCAUAUUUAUAAUAACGCUGGUAUAAAAUAAAACAUACCAAACCAACAGUUAGCAAUAAAUCCAUCCAUAAAAUGCAGAAUAAUAUACAGAUUAAUACUCCUAUACUGCCAAAUUAUGUGUAUUAGGGCAGCGGACACUGGCGCCAUCUUGCGGCGGCUUUAAGCACAGCAUGACGCGUUGAAAACAUAAAACAUGACAUAGUUGUAUUUUAUUUUUAUUUUUUAUGUAGAGUUAGGUUCUAAAAACUACACAGUCUUUAGAAAGACGUAUUUUAUGAUAUAUUACGAUGAAAUAUCUAUGAUAUUCCUGACCGGAUGGAGAAGGGGAGCAUUAUUUGGCAGGAAGUUUGGAAGGACGCGGGCACUCCCGGUCCAGCCGACGGGUCACUUUUCAGCAGCGGAUUUUUUUUUUUUUGCCAUAAAAACGAACGUCAGAGUUUUGGACAUCUUUAAAGACGUCAACUCCAACAUCCUCCACAAUGAGCUUGGACAAGCUUUUCCACCAAAUCCUUCUGACCGAACAACAAUUAAGUGAGCAAAAUCAGAAGUUAAAAGAAGGCUAUCUAGUGAAGGCGGCCAUUGUCCGAUGCAAUGGUGAGUUGAAAGCUGCCACUGAAAAGUACGACAAGACUUCUGAGGAACUGGACAUGAAGGAGCAGCAGUUGUCCUCCAUGAGGCUGCAGAGGGACUUGAUGAAUAAAUGUAAAGAAGAGAUGUCCAAACACAUUCAGGAGCUUCUCUGCCAAAAGAGUCACCUCAAGGAACGUCUGCAGGACAAGAUCAGAGCAGAGUUCCAAGACGAAGAGAGCGUCUUCCUGCAGGAAGUGUUCACCUUCAACAGUGACUUCAGUCUGGGCGGCAGCAGAGAGACUGUGUUGACCAGUCAAACACACACUGAGGUCCUGAACCUGGACAGACAGGUGGACUUGUUCCACAAAGAAAUGGAGGAGAUGAGUCAGAGGAACAGCCACAUGAGCGUCCUCAAUGGACAGAGGAGGACUCUCCAGCUUGGACUGCAAGCCCUCAAAAACAUGCACACAGACAUACAGCAGCAGCUCAGCCGGGCAGAAGAGAAGACACAAGCGCUUUUGGCCGAGAGACACCUCGUCAGUCAGAAACAUUUGACAGACAGCACCUGUGUCAGGAUGAGGAAGGAGAUAGAAGAGCACAAAAGAGGAGAAGUAGAGCUCCAGCGAGAAGCCCUCAGCUCAGAAUUGCACCUCCUCCAAAGUAAGGUGAAGAGUCAGCAGGGUGAGGAGCAGCGGUAAGAACAUCUCUGCUGACGUCACAGAGGAGGAGAAAGAAGGCAGGACCUCCCAUAUAUUGAAUUACACCUUCAACCAAAUAUUUGUUCUACUUUUGUGCUAUAAAUGUUUGACUUAUUUAAGUGUUGUUCAAAUAGUUCAUAGUUAAAGGAGUCAUUCAUGAUUAUUAGGCAAGGCAACUUUAUUGGUGUAGCACUUUUCAUACACAAGGCAGACUCAAAGUGCUUCACAGCACAACAUGUGCUACAACAAAGUGAAAUGAAAGAAAAUAAAAGCAUCAUUUAAUAAAAGCAUCAUUUUUUUACCCUGCCCCAAGUGGAGGAGUUCUAGUACCUGGGAGUCUUGUUCACGAGUGAGGGAAGAGUGGAUGGUGAGAUCAACAGGUGGAUCGGUGCGGCGUCUUCAGUAAUGCGGACGCUGUAUCGAUCCGUUGUGGUGAAGAAGGAGCUGAGCUGGAAGGCAAAGCUCUCAAUUUACCGCUCGAUCCACGUUCCCAUCCUCACCUACGGUCAUGAGCUUUGGGUUAUGACCGAAAGGACAAGAUCACGGGUACCACCGCCCGAAAUGAGUUUCCUCCGCCGGGUGGCGGGUCUCUCCCUUAGAGAUAGGGUGAGAAGCUCUGUCAUCCAGGAGGAGCUCAAAGUAAAGCCGCUGCUCCUCCACAUGGAGAGGAGCCAGAUGAGGUGGUUCAGGCAUCUGGUCAGGAUGUCACCCGAGCGCCUCCCUAGGGAGGUGUUUAGGGCACGUCUGGGCUUCCCUGAUUAUGCUGCUGCCCGCGCGACCCGACCUCACAUAAGCGGAAGAAGAUGGAUGGAUGGAAAAGCAGAAUUAAAAUGCAGACAAUAAAAAAUUAAAGAUUAAAAGAUUUAGCUGAAAGCUAAGGUGAAUAUUCUGUAUUUAUUCACUCGAAAUAAAAGGUUCAGGCUGACCUGAGUUAGUUUUAGUGUGGUAACAUGCUGCCCUCUAGUGGCAGGAGUGACGAAUGGCUGUAGGACCUGAGUUAGUUUUAGUGUGGUAACAUGCUGCCCUCUAGUGGCAGGAGUGACGAAUGGCUGUAGGACCUGAGUUAGUUUUAGUGUGGUAACAUGCUGCCCUCUAGUGGCAGGAUUGACGAAUGGCUGUAGGACCUGAGUUAGUUUUAGUGUGGUAACAUGCUGCCCUCUAGUGGCAGGAGUGACGAAUGGCUGUAGGACCUGAGUUAGUUUUAGUGUGGUAACAUGCUGCCCUCUAGUGGCAGGAGUGACGAAUGGCUGUUGGACUUGAGUCAGUUUUAGUGUGGUCAGCUAAUUAGGGGGCGGUUUUAUUAAGCUCGUGCUCAAGUUGAUACUCUCGCUUUUUCCGCAAGAACUCCACUGCAAGAGAUGGCUUAAACUCAUACUUGCCAACCUUGAG